Molecule: messenger RNA, 2817 nt
Organism: Vicugna pacos (alpaca)
Lineage: Eukaryota; Metazoa; Chordata; Mammalia; Artiodactyla; Camelidae
Gene: STK31
Product: serine/threonine kinase 31
Biological process (GO): protein phosphorylation
Molecular function (GO): protein kinase activity; ATP binding
Source: RefSeq, a predicted model, not a curated record
CCAAAUCAUUCAUAUACUACUGUAUUAUCAUCAUCCAGGCCAUGAUGCCAUGUCUUGGAUGAUAUAGCUAUUUGUUGGGGUCUUAGCAGUGCUUUAGGAAUUAAGCUGUCAUAUGGUGGUGGGGAGGAGGGAUUGGAAGAAACUGAUACUGAAGUGCUUUUUGUGGUAUUUGCUGGAGUUAUAUUGCUAUGAGGAAGUUGGAAUAUGGUUUCUUUGAAAUUUGGGGGCAUUGUUUUUGAAGUAUGACUUCAGUUAUAAAAUCUAGUUUGCAUUAAAAUAUUUUAAAAAAUAUUUUAAAAUAUUGAACUAGGUAAAGGUUUUAGAUUAGUUUUCAAAAUUAACUUUAAAAUACAUUAUAGUAUAAAAACCCCAAGAUAAUUUUGGAUUUUGAUCUCUGUCUUCCUUACGUAGUUUGGUGUUUAAAAUGAGUGAAUUUGUUUUUGAUAGGGAAAACUUGGCUGUUGGUGACUUUAAUUUAGGGUCUAAUGUCAGCCUGGCAAAAAUUAAGCAGGACCAGAAACUGAUUGAAGAAAAUGAAAAGCUUAAAACAGAGAAAGAGGUUCUUCUUGAAAGGUAUACGGCAUUGGAAUUGAAAGUAGAACAGACUGCCCAGGAGCUACAGCAAGAGAAAGCGACUAUGAUGGAUUUGACUAAACAUUUAGAGAGCACUCUGAAGACUCAUGUAGGUACCAGAAUGAAAAAUCUGGCAGCUAAGGUUGAACUAUUGAAAGAAAUUAGACGUGUCAAUAUCAGCGUUCGUUUUGGAAAUGACCUUUCGAAUGCUAUACAAGUGUUGGAAGAAGACUGCUUUACUACCCCAGCUUCUUUGAAUGAAUUAGAGCUAAUUUGGGCAGAAUACAGUCUGGCUCAGGAGAAGAUUCAAACUUGUCAGAAUAUGAACGAAGGGACUGUUUUGAUUGCCAAAAGAAAUGAAGUGCAACAGAAGCUGUAUGUGGCAGUAGAAGCUUUUAUUCUGGAAGUAGAUGAGUUACCUCUUACUAAACGCUUGAAAACAUUGCAGGAUUUGUCAGCCUCUUUAGAAGCAGUAUAUGGACAGGCCAAAGGGACAGACUCUGAAGAAAUACUUCAGAAAUUUUAUGACUGGAAGUGUAAUAAAAGAGAGGAAUUCACCAAUGUUAGAAGUGAAACAGAGGUUUCUCUACAACAUCUUACAGCGUGGUUCCAGAGUACCUUAAAGGCCUUUGAUCUAUCUGUGGAAGAAUCACUGACUGAAGACACAAUUGAUAAUAUUGAUGAAAUCCUAGAGAAGACUGAGUCAAGUGUCUGCAAAGAGCUGGAGAUAUCUCUGAUUGAACAAGGUGCUGCAGACAAGGAGAUUAUUUCAAAUACAUAUAGUCAAGUUCUACAAAAGAUCCGUUCAGAAGAAAGGCUUAUUGCCUCAGUACAGUCCAAGUACAAGGACAGUGUUGAGUUUAAGAAGCAGAUUACUGAAUAUUUAAAUAAGAGCCUCAAUGUGGAUCAUUUGCUGUCCAUUAAAAAAACACUGAAAAGCUUAAAGGCUCGACUGAGAUGGAAAUUGGUUGAAAAGAAUAAUUUGGAAGAAUCUGAUGACCAUGAUGAAGCUGAGAUUGAGAAAAUAAAACAAGAAGUAACUCAAUUGCGCAGUAGUGUCUUUCAGGAAAUUUAUCAUGAGCAGGAGGAAUAUGAGAAGCUGAAUAGUUUGGUGCAGAAAUGGUUCCCUGAGCUUCCUCUGCUUCAUCCUGAAAUAGGGUUACUUAAGUACAUGAACUCUGGUGGUCUUCUUACUAUGAGCUUGGAAAGGGAUCUUCUUGAUGCUGAGCCCAUGAAGGAACUUAGCAGCAAGCGUCCUUUGGUAUGUUCUGAGGUUGACGGGCAGAUAAUUCUUUUAAAGGGCUAUUCUGUGGAUGUUGACACAGAAGCCAGGGUAAUUCAGAGAGCAGCCGCCUAUCACAGAGCUUGGAGAGAAGCUAAAAAAGAGUCUGGGUUACUACCAUUGAUGUUCCUAUUUUUGUGUAAGUCUGAUCCUAUGGCUUAUCUGAUGGUUCCAUACUAUCCUAGGGCAAACCUGAGUGCUGUUCAAGCCAGUAUGCCUUUAACUUCACAAGAAGUCUUAAAGGUCAUGAAAGGUGUUGCCCAGGGCCUGCAUACAUUGCACAAGGCUGACAUAAUUCAUGGAUCACUUCAUCAGAACAAUGUAUUUGCUUUAAACCGUGAACAAGGAAUUGUUGGAGAUUUUGACUUCACCAAAUCUGUGAGUCAGCGAGCCUCAGUGAACAUGAUGGUUGGUGACUUGAGUUUACUGUCACCUGAGUUGAAAAUGGGAAAACCUGCUUCUCCAAGUUCUGACUUAUAUGCUUAUGGCUGCCUAUUACUGUGGCUUUCUGUUCAAAAUCAGGAAUUUGAGACAAAUGAGGAAGGAAUUCCAAAGGUGGAUCAGUUUCAUUUGGAUGAUAAUGUCAGAUCCCUCCUUUGCAGCUUGAUCUAUUGUAGAGGUUCAGUGACUGCUGAACAAGUUGUAAGUGCUGAAUGUUUUGUGCUACCAAAGGAGACAUCAUCUCCAAACUCAGAAGAAGAUACUGAAUAUUCCCAAAAGAAAGAGGAAGAAGAAUUAAAGGUGGAGAGCUCGGAUUAACAUAAGGAAAAGACAAGAAAUGGUGAAGCGAACUUUGAUUGAUAGAUUAGUGUUAUUUUGUUGUUGCAGAUGUUCCUUUUAAAAACUUUUUUUAGUUUGGUUAAAUAAACAUAAAAAGUCUGGAAGUGUUCUGGAGCUAGUUGGGUUGUGUCUUUGGUAUUCUAGUUCUGAAAAAUAAAAGAUGUUUGGCUAUGCAAAAAAAA